Messenger RNA from Dinoponera quadriceps, 1710 nucleotides. It is a transcript of the gene fh, whose product is annotated as frataxin homolog, mitochondrial. Gene Ontology annotation, molecular function: ferrous iron binding; 2 iron, 2 sulfur cluster binding; ferroxidase activity. The record is from RefSeq and is a predicted model, not a curated record. The coding region runs from base 991 to 1620 and encodes 209 amino acids. Gene Ontology annotation, biological process: iron incorporation into metallo-sulfur cluster; intracellular iron ion homeostasis. The transcript is spliced from 3 exons. Gene Ontology annotation, cellular component: mitochondrion. Lineage: Eukaryota; Metazoa; Arthropoda; Insecta; Hymenoptera; Formicidae.
UUCAUUUAUCUGGAUACUUAUUAAGUAUUAAAUAUUUAUAUUCUUUUUAUAUUUCGCAAAUAUUGUGUACCGUCUGAGACGAUGACACACGCGAAUAACGCCAGGCUUAAUUAUUAAUUACCGCAGCGAUAAUUUAUUGAAAAUGUCAGCUCGAUUCUGCAUUAUAGAUUAACCGGGUGUAUUGCUAAUUUUCACACUUGACAUAAAAUUAAUAUUGAUCUACCGUUUAUAUGAGUAUUAAUAUGCGGCCCGACAAAAGCGCCGAUUACACCGAUUUCGGAUUAUCGUUAUCGUGUCACUGUUCGCUCCGAUUUCGCAAUAAUCAUCCGAUAUCGGACGUGCAAUGAAGUUAAGCCGUCCGGAGCUUUUCGCAUUGUCCCGUCGGAUUCUGAUGAUACAAUGUGUACAUAAUAAAACAAAUUGAUAUUGUGGUAACACUCACAGAUAAAUGCGCGGCGCACUUCCAUCGCGUAACUCGCAACUUCGUUACAAUUCGCGUUAAAAUUCGCGAAAUGCAUAACGUACGUCGUGUGGAAAUUUCACAACUGAAAUGUAAAAAGGAGUAUUUUAUAAAUGCGGAAAUGUGCGUUUAUAAGAAUUAAUGGGGAUAUCGCGACAGGACAUACGCCACUGAGUAAAGAAGUAUUUAUUAUCGUCAUAAGUUUUAAUUUGCCGGUGAUCUGUCACAGUCGGUAACAUCCCGUCGCGCGGUAACGUUACGUUACUGCCUCGCGGUUUGCUGAAUAAAAUCUCGACCAACCCCUAUUGUAUUUUAUAUAAUAAGCGUUUUAACAAUACAUCUAUGUUUACAAAUAUUCUCGUCAUGGUGUACGAGUAUAGUUCAAGUUCGCAAAGUCAAAAUAGAAAAGCACGUGUCAAGCCGAGUUCCUUCGGUUCCGCGGCAAUUCUGUGAGAGCGCGGCUGCGCCGAGGAAUCUCUGUGUUUGAUGCUAGCUGGAAACGUUUAAUCGAUCAAACAAGAGGGAUUAUCAUGUUCACUGUUAGAAGAUCCGACAUCAUUUCAAGACUGUCGUGCAGUUUAUUCGAUAAAUCCACGGCUGGACGAUUCGUGUCGCAAUUCAAUCGAUGUAGCAGUUACGUUGGAGGUUAUGUUGGCCACCAUUCAACACGAUUUCUAAGGAACAAUUACAAAAAGCCGCUCCGAUUGUCCGCGCGGAGCCUCAGUUUCAGCUCUGAUUCAUCGUAUUCGAUGCAAUUGGAACUCAGCACCACACAAUACCAGAAGAUCUGUGAGGAGACUUUGGAGUCGUUAUAUGAGUAUUUCGAGGAAGUGAUCGAAGCUGUGGAUCACCUGCCGGAUGCCGAUGUAUCUUACGGAGAUGGUGUGCUGACCGUUGAAUUUGGCAAGCCAUAUGGUACUUACGUUAUAAAUCGUCAGAUCCCAAACAAGCAGAUUUGGCUGGCCUCUCCGAGAUCUGGGCCUAAGCGUUAUGAUUUUCUAAAUGGUCGAUGGAUAUACAAGCACGACGGCAAAACGAUACACGAAUUACUCAAUAACGAGAUAUCAAUGAUCGUAAGGAAUCAAGUGUACUUUGACAGGUGUUCCUACAGCGGCAAGGAGAAGCAACCUGUGAUAGAUAGUCUCUCUUCCCAGGAUUGAUAUCAACAGAGAUUUAAUUAUAACAUAGAAUACUAAUCUACUAUAUAAUACUUUAUAUAUAUACAUAAAAAAAAAAUAUAUAUAUAUGUA